Messenger RNA from Benincasa hispida (wax gourd), 654 nucleotides. Lineage: Eukaryota; Viridiplantae; Streptophyta; Magnoliopsida; Cucurbitales; Cucurbitaceae. The record is from RefSeq and is a predicted model, not a curated record.
AUGAGGAUUUCCAUGAGCAUUUUCUUUCUCACCUUUCUCGCUAUAUAUAGUUCCGUUGCAUUGGCUUCAGAUUCUAGCCCACUUCAAGAUUUUUGUGUGGCAAAUCCAAACAAUCCUGUGAAAGUGAAUGGUGCGGUUUGUAAGGAUCCCAAUGUUGUGGAAGCCAAAGACUUCUUCAUGAGUGGGUUGAAUGUGGUAGGUGACACAAAUAACCCUUUUGGCUCUACAGUGACUCCUGCCAACGUUGUCCAAAUCCCAGGACUCAACACACUUGGUAUCUCUAUGGUUCGUAUUGACUAUGCCCCAUCGGGAAUCAACGCUCCCCACACCCACCCUCGUGCCACUGAAAUCUUGACUGUCCUUGAAGGCACACUCUUGGUGGGCUUUGUCACCUCCAACCCAGAAAACCGUCUCAUUACCAAAACAUUGAACAAGGGCGAUGUCUUCGUCUUUCCCAUUGGACUAGUUCACUUUCAACAAAACAUCGGCUAUGGCCCUGCAGUUGCCAUUGCAGCUUUGAGUAGCCAAAAUCCAGGUGUUAUUACUAUUGCUAAUGUUAUUUUUGGAUCAAAGCCCGACAUUCCAACCAAUAUCCUUGCAAAGGCUUUUCAAACUGAUCCUACUAUAAUGGCCAAAAUUCAGUCUAAGUUUUAG